Nestor notabilis (Kea) is the source of this 2628-nucleotide messenger RNA. RefSeq names its product tubby-related protein 4-like. The transcript is spliced from 3 exons. Lineage: Eukaryota; Metazoa; Chordata; Aves; Psittaciformes; Psittacidae. The annotation marks the transcript as partial. The record is from RefSeq and is a predicted model, not a curated record.
CUUCCACCGAAAGCCAAGAGCAACGUUGUGACAGCGCAGUACCAGCAAAGAGUACCCACUGCCUUGUACACCUGCAGCCAGUGCAGCAGCAGCAGCAGUGGUGGGGGCGGCAGCAGCAACCCAAGUGCCGGUGGUGUGGGCAGCAUCCCUAGUGCCAAUGCUAGUAGCGGCACUUCCAGUAUUGGUGGCAUGAGACCUGAUCUGAGCACGGGGAGUGCCUCCCAGCACAGCUCCGUCAUGGCUCACUCUGUCAGUACUUCGCCUCUGGCCUCUCAGUCAUCCUACAGCUUGCUGAGCCCGCCUGACAAUUCCCGUGACCGAGCGGAUUAUAUCAACUCCGCCUUCACGGAGGAUGAGGCCCUUUCUCAGCACUGCCCUGUGGAGAAAUCAAUACGGCACGUGCCCGUGUCCCUGGCGGAGGCUGCCCUCGGUGUAAAACGGCCACCGCCAUACCAGUGGGACCCUAUGGUGAGUGAAGAGAUAUGGGUGCCUCAGGAAAGGACAUCUCAGAGCUCAGUGCCCAACCCUCUAAAACCUACUCCUCUCAUCAUUGGUCAAGCUCAACAUCUGGAUAUGUCUCGAGUACCGUUUGUUUCCCCCAAAUCUCCAACCAGUCCCACUGCCACUUUCCAGACGAGUUAUGGGGUUGGAGUACCCUACCCAGGAAGCUACAGUGCCCCUCCCCUUCAGGGAAUGCAGCCUCCAUGCUCCCCCAAAGAAGCUCUGGCCCCGACACAGUUUGCACAGCAGGAGCCCACAGUUGUGCUUCAGCCAGGUUAUCCGUCCAACCUCUCCUAUUGCUCUUUGCCACCCAUGUACCCGGGAAGUAGCGCCUGCUCUAGUUUACAGCUGCCACCAAUCGCCUUGCACCCGUGGAGUUCCUACAGCGCCUGCCCACCCGUACAGAACCCCCAGGGCACCUUGACCCCCAAACCGCUCCUUGUGGUGGAGAAACCGGUGAUGUCUCCCCCGCCAGCGGAGCUGCAGGGCCACGUGGGCACAGAGGUGAUGGUGGAGACAGCAGACACCUUCCAGGAAGUGCUCUCCUUGACAGAAAGCCCCGUUCCUCAAAGGACAGAUAAAUUUGGCAAGAAGAGCCGGAAGCGCUUGGACAGUCGAGCUGAGGAAGGAAGCGUGCAGGCGAUCACUGAGGGCAAGGUCAAAAAGGAGGCAAGGACGCUGACUGACUUCAAUUCACUAAUAUCCAGCCCUCGGCUGGGGAGGGAGAAGAAGAAGGUCAAGAGCCAGAAAGACCAGCUGAAGUCCAAGAAGCUAAACAAGACAAACGAGUUUCAGGACAGUUCGGAGAGUGAGCCAGAGCUUUUUAUUAGUGGGGAUGAACUGAUGAACCAGAGCCAGGGCAGCAAAAAAGGUUGGAAAACCAAAAGGAGUUUGAGGACAGCCAGUGAACUGGAUGAAUUCAAGUGCCGGAAGGCCAGCGAGAAGGAGGACGGAAGGCUGGGGAGCCAGGGCUUUGUGUAUGUGAUGGCCAACAAGCAGCCGCUGUGGAAUGAGGCGACACAAGUCUACCAGCUGGACUUCGGAGGGCGGGUGACCCAGGAGUCAGCAAAAAACUUCCAGAUUGAGCUGGAAGGACGACAGGUGAUGCAGUUUGGAAGGAUUGAUGGCAAUGCUUAUAUUUUGGACUUUCAGUAUCCAUUUUCUGCAGUGCAAGCCUUUGCUGUUGCUCUGGCUAAUGUGACUCAACGCCUCAAAUGAACAAGCAGAGACUGGAGAGAGGAAAAUGUUAACCUUCUCAGAAAGUCCAAACCGGAAAAUGUCAGGGCAGCCUGCUUUAGGUAUGCAGAGGUGCCUGGGAGCGAAGAAGGCAGUAAAACUGGAAAAGUCUCUUGGUGCCCAACAGAAGGGCAUUAACUCUAAUCAGUCAUGGGGUGGAGGGUGGGGGGCUGUUUUCUGUUUCGUUUGUUUGUUCGUUUGUUUGUUUUCAGGUGUUUGGUUUUUUUCCUUUGAAGCAUUGUGCUGGGUCUCAGAAAGAGCGAAGGGUUGAGAGCCAUUCAGUGUUACUUGGAGAAGUGUGGCAUUUGGCUUGUUGUGGUGGUUCUGCCGUGUUUGCUACAGUAGCUCAUGUAAGCUCAUAGGGGGAUUAAAAAAGACUGCUCUUUUUGAUAGACUGCCUUAUAUCAUGUUGUUCUUUUUAAAACAGGGAACAUGACUUUUUUUCUGGUCCAGUUUGUACUACUACUACUACAUCAGUGAUAGCAGCAAAAAAAAAAAAAAAAGAAAAAAAAAAGCUAUAAUACUUGAAGACACGUGUUUCUUCUUUGAUAUCUGAUAAUAACUGAGCACCACAGGUUCCAAGGAGGCGUAUGUAGGUCAAUGUUUAAUUUAUAAAUAAUGAUGCAUUAUUCAGAAGAGAAACAAUUGUUACCAAUGGGUGAUUUAAAACUCCACUGUAUCAAAGAAGUUGAUGUCUGCUUGUUUUGUGUGCUGUUAUUGGGGAUAAACAUCUUUCAGUAGGUAACAGAAAAGAGGGGAGGAAGUAACCAUGAGCGCCGCUUCUUUGCUCAUACUGGUCAGCAGUAUUCUCUGAUUUGGUAGCUGGGAGAGGUACAGUGUGAGCAGGUGUACAUCUGAGGCCACACCUGUACAUGCUCCUCAUUUAAAUGU